Molecule: messenger RNA, 592 nt
Organism: Symbiodinium pilosum
Lineage: Eukaryota; Dinophyceae; Suessiales; Symbiodiniaceae
Source: the annotation of a GenBank genome assembly
GUGCCUCAGGCCCAGCCGGGGCAGUACGAGCAGAGCAGCCAGAACGUGCAGCAGGUGUCCGAGGCCGAAGUGCGUGCUGCACAGAGGGCAUGGUCGGACGCCAUCAAGAACAUCUCCAAGGUCUACCUGGAGGGUGGCGACUAUGUCAAAGUGGCUGGCGCAGCAGCCGCGGACCUCUACGCCUACGGCCACACCAACGUGCUUUUCAAGCCAACCAAGGCGAAGGAUUGCCAGUUCCGCCCCACGGCGUCCCAGGCCAUGUCCUACUUCGUGGGCUGCAAUGCUGUGGACGAAGGGAUUCCUGAGGACGCAGGCUUUGCCAUCAAUGGUGGCAAAGGCUGGGCCAACGUGGUAUUUGAGAACCACUUCAUCAAUGUCAUGGGCGAGGUUGCCAUUGCCAUGGGCAACUAUUACUUCACUAGCUGCGCUGAUGGAAGCAAGACCAAGGUUGAGUACACCUUCGGCUACACGAAGAAUUCGGACGGCAAGGUGCGCAUCUUUCUUCACCAUUCCUCCGUGCCUUACACUCCAGCCCCUGCUGCAACUUCUGCAAUUUCGGAGGCAGAAGUGCAAGGCCAGCAAGGGAUUAUGA